This is a messenger RNA of Cloeon dipterum, 953 nucleotides long. RefSeq lists its product as uncharacterized. The transcript has a single exon. The coding region runs from base 102 to 953 and encodes 283 amino acids. The record is from RefSeq and is a predicted model, not a curated record. NCBI's taxonomy places the organism in Eukaryota, Metazoa, Arthropoda, Insecta, Ephemeroptera, Baetidae.
AAGGAGUUACAAAAAGAUUUUGCGCAAAGCUUUUCCGGAAAGCUUCCAGAGGAAGUAGAAUUCAACUUAGCAUACAUCAAAUUGAUCUGUUGGAUGAAGCCAUGAUUGCUAUGAAACCUUAUGUUAGCCGUGAUUUCCAGAGGCCGUUAGUUCCAAUCAAAUUCUUCGCACAGUGGAAAGCAUGCACUUUUCGGGACUUUGCACUAUACUUUGCCUUUCUCUUGUUGAAGCCGUUUUUGAGCUCUCGAGUGUACGAAACGUUCUUAAAGUACUGCGUUGGAAUUAGAAUUUUGCGAACACGCAGCUGUUCCACAAAUUCUACAAUGCUUGACCUCGCUGAAACCCUUCUACGCGAAUUUUCAAAUGAAUAUGACGAUAUUGUUGGCUAUAGAGACACUGUAUAUUCUGUGCACAAUUUGAUUCACUUGACUUCAGAUGUGAGAGUCACAAAGUUGCCACUUGAUGAACUUUCGACAUACUCGUUCGAAAAUUCAUACAGGCCCCUCCGAGAUCGUGUAAAAUCUUCCAGUACGCCUAUUGCUCAAAUCGAAAAAAGAUUGCAUGAAGUAGAUAGAUAUUACAAAAUGUACAAAAUUUACCACGAAAGUCCAUUGUUAGAGAAGAGCAAAAAUGGAAAAGUAACCAAAUUUAAGUUAUAUUACUCGUCUUUUGUAGCUGACUCUUUAAAUGAUAGUUUUUGUAAAAUCGAUGAUUGCAUCGUUCAAAUUUCGUCAGUCAAUGGUGAAAAUUCUGAUUGUAAACUUUCAGGACGAGUUUACGCCAUUGAAAAGCCAUUUUUUGUUUCUCCGAUUGAUUCAUCUCUCCUCGAAAUUUUUGUUAUCAAGGCGACUCACAGAGUUAUUACUUCUCCCAUAAAUAGAAUUUCUUGUAAGCUCUAUGUACUUCCCUACUUAGACAAACUAGUCUCAUUCCCUGCUGUUCAUUCAAUAUAA